Cyphellophora europaea CBS 101466 is the source of this 2028-nucleotide messenger RNA. RefSeq lists its product as uncharacterized. Gene Ontology annotation, molecular function: cysteine-type endopeptidase activity; cysteine-type deubiquitinase activity. Gene Ontology annotation, cellular component: nucleus; cytosol. The record is from RefSeq and is a predicted model, not a curated record. Bases 1 to 2028 code for a protein of 675 amino acids. Lineage: Eukaryota; Fungi; Ascomycota; Eurotiomycetes; Chaetothyriales; Cyphellophoraceae. The transcript has a single exon. Gene Ontology annotation, biological process: protein deubiquitination.
AUGGAGACCAAAGGAGUCAAAGUAAGGGACAGCACUAUUCUCUGGACGCUUCACUCUCGAGUCGCUGAAGGGAAUGAUGACCUUGCCUACAACUUCCUACUCGCUAUAUCGGAUGCCUCCGAAGGCAUCAUCUCUCCCUACAACCCAACAACUCGGUUACGGGGCGCUGUCAAUCGUCAAAGCGUCACCUGCUACCUAGACUCGACCCUCUUCGCCAUGUUCUCGCGAUUGGGCAGCUUCGAGGCUAUGCUCUACAACACAUUCGCUGACCUUGCUCGGCAAAAGCUAAGCUUCUUGCUGCGUCUCUGGGUCAACAUGCUGCGAACCGGGCAACUGAUUACCGUUGAUGUGACUGAAAGGAUCCAAGCCUCGAUAGCAGAAUGCGGCUGGCAAGAAGCUGCGGAGCUGCACCAGCAAGACGCUUCCGAAGCCUUCAGCUUUAUCACUGGGAAACUUGAGCUGCCACUCCUUACCCUCAAGAUGGACAUUUAUCAUUCUGGGAAAGAGGACACCGCAGAUGAUCACAAAUUCAUCAACGAGAGGCUACUCGAAGUAGCGAUACCAGAAAACCCAGACGGCGAACAAAAGGAGAUUACUCUUGAAGAGUGUCUCGAGGAAUACUUCAAUAAUCGCGUCGAAGUACGCAGAUAUCUCGAGCGGAGGACUACCAUGAAUUCGAUGAAGUCACCAGUCGAUGGGAAACUCAAAGCGGCAGCGAUUCACGUCGAGACUAUGGAAAUCGAUCCUGAUUCUUCCCCUAUUACUCCCAUUGCAUCAACCCCAAGCGGGCCCCUAACACGACCACCGGCGCGGCCAAGGCAGCAAAGCAUCAUCCAGGAGCGCUAUGCUCCAGCACGCACGGUCAGCAGCGGCACCACUCCGCUUAGCCAAGUCGAUACGGAUGCUAGUGGGCGUUCUCGUGCUGGGAGCUUGAGGAAGACGGUCAUGAUGCCCGGCUGGCAAUUCUUCAGUCUCAUCCCGUGGUAUACUGACAACACCCCUUCUAAUGAUGCUCAAGUGGCGGCACACUUUUCCUCAGUCCGCCCAGUACUAGGACUGUGCCUGAAACGCUAUACCUUCCAGAACGGGCGGCCCGCGCGCUUAGGAACCUAUGUCGAUAUUCCGGUGGAAAUUGGUCUGCCGCAUUUCAUUCAAGAGGAUCAUAUGGAGGAUGGCACCAACUUUGGCAACUUCAAGCUGUCUCUCCAGUCAGUCGUCUGCCAUCGCGGCGAAUCAGUCGACUCUGGGCACUACAUUGCUCUCGUCCGAGGCACGACAAGGGCACCUGAGAAUGUGGCUGCCGGAGAUACGAAGCAUUGGCUAAGGUUUGAUGAUUUGGCACCGCAGCGCAUCACCCUGGUCGAUAUCCACCAAGCAUUGCGAGAAGAGACGCCAUAUCUCCUGUUCUACCAGAUCCUUCCCAUUGAUGAAGCGUCUGGGUCUCGAUCUGAUACGGAAGCAAGCGAGGCCUUUGGCGACCCAUCAUCGACCUCUCUGCCCCUCAGCCGAGUCAGCACUACAGGUCUGCCGUCUGGCCGCCCGAGCUUGGAGACUACCGGUCCUAAUGACUCUCGGGGCCGUUCACCCAACGAAGAAAGCAGGGCCAGCAUCGUGUCAUUUUCGGAGACCGCAGCAGCUGGAUCCCUGGCGGCACCAUCCCCACCCAGCAACGGCCAAAGUCGCAAGGGCAGCACCGCGUCUCACCAGAGAAGUGUAAGCAAGGGUAGUGAUGGUGGUAGCGGCUUGGGCAGGACGCUUUCGAAGCUCACCAAGCGCAGGAGUCGCGAAGUGCCCCGAAAUCAACACCACGAGACGGAGCCUGCCAAGAUCCAAGUUCAGGAGAUCACAGACUUGACACCCGAGACCAGUCAGGUAGCCCCGGUCGCGAAGCCCAACACACUCGCGGUCACUACUACUCCUGGGCAUAGCGGUCGGAGUCACAAGAGAGACAGCAGCAAAGGCAAAAAUCGACUUUCCAAGCAUGGCGGUAAAGAUAAAGACCUGGACAGGGAGUGCAUCGUCAUGUGA